UGCACCUCGCGUUGUCCACUGUGUAGACGGGGGAAAGAAAGGGGAUUUAUUUUAGAUGUGUGCAAAUUUCCGCAUCUGAUUUUUGUCCAACAACCUCCUGUGGUGCGGCUUUAAUCAGGUGUACCAUUGCAGUUCUAACUGCAUUACACUGACGUUGCAUGAAGGAUAGAUUGUUGUAUCCAUCGGUCUGAAAGAACGCGACAGUAGCAACACAGCGAAGACGGCCACAAUGAUUCCUGAUAAAGUUCCAAAAGACGACGUUUUUCACGCUUCAGGGGACCUGAAGAACGAAGCUCAUGUCCCCAACUUUGAAAAAUAUAAAGAACUCUAUCAUAAAUCAGUAGAGGCACCCGAAGAGUUUUGGGGGGAUGUAGCCAAAGAGUUCUACUGGAAGACCAAAUAUUCUGGUCAGUUCCUGGACUACAACUUUGAUGUUACCAAGGGCAAGAUUUAUGUGAAAUGCAUGGAGGGAGCCACCACCAACAUCUGCUACAAUCUGCUGGAUCGCAAUGUGCACGAGAAGAAACUUGGAGACAAAGUGGCUUUUUACUGGGAGGGAAACGAGCCAGGGGAUGAGCUGACUGUUACUUAUAGAGAGUUGCUGCAACAAGUGUGCAAGUUUGCCAAUGUCCUCAAGUCACAAGGGGUCAAGAAAGGGGACCGUGUGUCCAUCUAUAUGCCCAUGGUUGUGGAGCUGGUGGUAGCCAUGCUGGCCUGUGCUCGUAUUGGAGCUGUGCACUCCAUCGUGUUUGCAGGGUUUUCAGCAGAGUCUCUGUGUGAGAGAAUCAUGGACUCUCAGUGUUCUCUGCUGAUUACUGCCGACGGAUUCUACAGAGGGGAUAAGCUGAUCAGUCUGAAGGUGAUUGCCGAUGAGGCGCUGCAGAAGUGCCGGGACAAGUCUUUCACAGUAGAAAGGUGUAUCAUGCUGAAACACCUGUCUAAAGAGGAAGAGGCGACGUCCCCUGGUUCCCAGUCACCCCCUGCAAAACGACCUUGCCCAGACCUUCAGCAGGAGAAAGAGAAAGAGAGAGCAAAGAGAGUCCGUCCUGUCCCCCAGGUGCCCUGGAACCCUGAGGUGGAUAUGUGUUGGCACUCUCUGAUGAGAGGAGCGUCAGAUGAGUGUGAGCCAGUGUGGUGUGAUUCUGAGGACCCUCUCUUCAUCCUGUACACCAGCGGCUCCACAGGAAAACCAAAGGGUGUACUACACACAGUCAGUGGUUAUAUGCUCUACACAGCCACCACCUUUAAACUGGUGUUUGACUAUCAGCCAAACGACGUCUACUGGUGCACUGCAGAUAUUGGCUGGAUCACUGGCCAUUCCUACAUCACCUACGGACCCCUGGCCAACGGCGCUACCAGUGUACUGUUUGAGGGUUUGCCCACAUAUCCAACCGUGAGUCGGAUGUGGGAGAUUGUGGAUAAAUAUCGUGUGUCCAAAUUCUACACAGCACCUACAGCCAUCAGACUGCUCAUGAAAUACGGCAGUGAGCCCGUCCAAAAGUGUAAGAGGGACUCUCUGAAGGUUUUGGGGACAGUGGGUGAGCCCAUUAAUCCAGAGGCGUGGCAGUGGUACUACAGCGUGGUCGGAGAGAAGAAGUGUCCCAUCGUUGACACGUUCUGGCAAACUGAGACGGGAGGGCAUGUGCUGACCCCCCUCCCAGCUGCCACUCCAAUGAAACCAGGUUCAGCAACCUUUCCUUUUUUCGGAGUGGUUCCAGCAAUCCUGAAUGAGUCUGGGGAAGAACUGGAGGGACCAAGCGAGGGAUAUCUGGUGUUUAAACAGCCUUGGCCAGGUGUCAUGAGGAGUGUGUUUGGAAACCAUGAGAGGUUUGAAACCACCUACUUCAAGAAAUUUCCUGGAUACUAUGUCACAGGAGAUGGUUGCCGUAGAGACAAGGACGGCUAUUACUGGAUCACAGGAAGGAUAGAUGACAUGCUCAAUGUCUCUGGUCAUCUGUUGAGUACGGCGGAGGUGGAGUCAGCCCUGGUGGAGCACGAGGCUGUAGCGGAGGCGGCGGUGGUGGGACGGCCUCACCCCGUCAAAGGAGAAAGUCUCUACUGCUUCGUCACGCUCACAGACGGAGUCAGCUACAACCGCACCCUGGAGGCGGAGCUCAAAAAACUGGUGCGAGAGAAGAUCGGGGCUAUUGCUACUCCUGACUACAUACAGAAUGCACCAGGACUUCCUAAAACUAGAUCAGGUAAAAUUAUGCGGCGUGUGCUGCGUAAGAUUGCCCGUAACGAGCGGGACUUGGGUGACGUGUCCACGUUGGCUGACAGUUCAGUUAUAGAGCAGCUUUUCCAGAACCGCUGCUGCACUGCCGUGUGACUGCUAGACUGGGCCAACCGGAACCGGUGGCCUGGCCUUGUGAUGGGUCUGUUUUUGGCUUGCAGGAGAGCAUCUGUCCUCAUAUGGGUGUCUGUAGUUGGGAUUGGAGGGAUACCUAGAGAUGUAUAAAUCUUUCCUCGGUUCCUAGACUUUUUUAGAAUUGUGGGGGAAAUUUUCAUGUGGGAAGGGAUAAGGAUUUUUACUCAAACUGCUUGUACAUUAGAAUUGUUUAGUUUUCUCUAAAAUCUUUUGUCUUUCUUUUUUUUUUCUACUCUGUAGAUUUUAGUUUGCUCAUCUUUUUACUCAUUUUAGGAUAAACGUGCACAUGUGUGCAUGCACCAUGUUAAACUUAACAUUGCUUUUUUCCUUUGUGUCUGUAGCCAGACUGUGGGAAUAUUUCAUUGCCUGUUCAGAUCACCACAUGCAUUGUAAUCUGUUAAGAGGGCAUAUUUGAUUGUAUUAUCCAAAGAGAAUUCAACAUCCAUAAUAUUUUUCCUCUUUCUUAUAUUUUUAUGUCAACACAAAUGGUAAUUUCAUUUCAGCACUGUUGUUCUAUUAAUGUGCCAACGUAACCCAGAAAUGGGAUAUCACUGUGUCUGUCGAGAAGAAAGAAAAGAAAGGUGUCUUUGAUCAAAUUUCUGUCUGUACCAAGCUGUAAUGAUACAAAUUUGUUUGCUUGUCACAUGACUACGAAUGUGUAUCUGUGUGAGAUCUUUCUCCUGGUGAUAACAGAGCUGAGAUUACUAGUUUGUCUCUGCUUUGGCCACCUCUCUGUUGUACUCCACUGUCAAAGCUCUCAUGUUUGUGAUAGACUUUCUCAACAUUUCAAAAUCACUAGCUCCACAACACAGGGUUUACUCAGACUUGACUGUGUUUCCAUGCCGGACCAAUAGAGGGUGCUCUUAAUGAGAUAACUACUAUUUCCACCAAGAGCUUUCACUCACUGAAAUGAAAAACUCUCAGUUGGUUGCCGUGAGGUUCCAUUGUGACAUUACUUAGGUAGCAGUUUUAUUUUAUAGCAUUAAACUCAAUCCUCAGGUCUCUAUCCCUUUUGCAUGAGCCUUGACUGUAUAAAUAUUUCCAGCUGUGUAUGCAUUUAUCCACAUAUAUAUAUAUAUACAUAUAUUCCCACGCCAGAUGCUGCUGUUCCUGUCAGGAAAUGUCUUUGUUUCUCUGAGAAGUCUGAUGCAAAAGAAGGACAAUUUAGCUUUAGUACUAAAAAAGGUUUAUAUGCAUAUGAAUUACACUGUAAACUAGAAUACAUCCCCGUAGCUUGGUACUAACUGAUCAGUGAGUGAGAUACUGGAUUAGAUUGACAAACUUGAUGUCUACUAUUUAAAAAAAAACACACAGCUCCUCUUUGUGUGCUGGGUUAUGUGGUUUCUUCUUUUUACCCUACUAGGUCUCAUGUGUUAGUCAUCCUCUAAACUCUACUUGUAUGGCUGGUUUUGUUGAUGCAGAAGUUCCAUAGGAAAUGAGCAUCAGUGUAUUAUGCAUUCUGUUCAUGUACUUUGUCUGUGAAUGACUCCUUGUUGAAGCACCGGAUGAAUUGAAUCACGUUUUUUUUGUUUUUGUUUUUAAAUCACCUUUAUAUUGUUUCAGGUUUUUCAAUUUAUCAGUGUUCCUCCUGUCCACACACAUUGCAUUUUUAAUGAGUAAGAAACAAGUAAUCUAAAGUGUGAAUGAACUGAAAA
Molecule: messenger RNA, 4023 nt
Organism: Chanos chanos (milkfish)
Lineage: Eukaryota; Metazoa; Chordata; Actinopteri; Gonorynchiformes; Chanidae
Gene: acss2
Product: acyl-CoA synthetase short chain family member 2
Exons: 20
Coding region: 230-2329 (699 amino acids)
Biological process (GO): acetyl-CoA biosynthetic process
Cellular component (GO): cytoplasm
Molecular function (GO): acetyl-CoA synthetase activity
Source: RefSeq, a predicted model, not a curated record